Empidonax traillii (willow flycatcher) is the source of this 941-nucleotide messenger RNA. RefSeq lists its product as uncharacterized. Lineage: Eukaryota; Metazoa; Chordata; Aves; Passeriformes; Tyrannidae. The coding region runs from base 33 to 698 and encodes 221 amino acids. The transcript is spliced from 7 exons. The record is from RefSeq and is a predicted model, not a curated record.
GGGCUUUCAUCUGAUGCUGGGAAGAGACAAGAAUGCAGGGAAAGUUUCCUCCCAUCUCCUCCCCUCUGCAGUUUCACAGAGCCUUGUGCUGCUCUCACACAGAAAUGUCUGUGAACUCUGUGAUGUUCUUUAUUUGCUUCUUGCGUUUAAGAAGAACCUUCUUUCUAAGCUCAAGUGAAGAGCAGCUUCCACUGAAAGUGUGUAUAGAAUUUGGGGACUAUUUCACACCUCUGAAUGUGAUGGACGUUCCAGUAAGGACUAAACAGGUUCUGAUGAUCAAACCCAAAGUAGGAAACAACUACUCAGAGAAAGCGAAGGUGAGAUCCUCAGAGCCAGAGAACCACAGGAGCAGUCAGGGCUCUGAGUGCCCUUUGCUCAUGGCCAAACUUCAGACAGCCAAAGGCACCUGGAGAUCCUUUGAAAACGUGGUUAUAAAGUCUCUUAUGGAUAGGCCAGCAUGUCAGUCAAACCCUUCAGCAGGCUCAAGAGCUGCUUCAGUGCCUGCAGGAGCCGUAGGUCAGAUGUUGUGUGACAUUCUGCUGCUGCCUGAGAGUGUGGUGGCUCGUGUCCCUCCCCAGGCUUGGUGUGGCCAGGCAGAACAGAGGGACAGACAGUCCCCCCAAGGCAAUGGGGGGAACUGGGAGAUGGUGUGUGGUUUUUUGAAGGCCCAGGUGGAGGAUCCAGAAGCCAGGAGCUGAUGGUGCCUGCGAGCAGAGCUGCCACUGUGUGCUGCAGAGGUCGGUUAGAAAUGCUCUGACAGGAAAAAAUGCAUGUUUUCUGCAGCCCCUGGCUUACUGCCAGCUGUGGGAUGGCUGCUUCAGAGGCAGAGCAGACCAGACAGUCCUAAUGCAUCAGAAAAUGACUUUCUCUCUUCUUCAUCCCUCUUGAUGUGCAGCAGCCAGAGGUAAACCUUCUUAUUCUCCAUGUUCUGGAGUGGCCCA